Messenger RNA from Rubroshorea leprosula, 673 nucleotides. The record is from the annotation of a GenBank genome assembly. NCBI's taxonomy places the organism in Eukaryota, Viridiplantae, Streptophyta, Magnoliopsida, Malvales, Dipterocarpaceae.
ACUGAUUUUCCUGCAGGGUUGUACCGGUACCGAUUAGGUGACGUGGUGGAAGUCACCGGAUUCCACCGAGGGACCCCAAAAUUGAACUUCAUAUGCCGAAGAAAGCUAAUUUUAACAGUAAACAUCGACAAAAACACGGAGAAGGACCUUCAGCUGGUGGUGGAGCGGGGUGCCCAGCUGCUGGGCCGGGCCGAGCUGGUGGACUUUACGAGCUGCGCUGACGUAGUGAACCAGCCGGGCCACUAUGUCAUCUACUGGGAGAUCAAGGGGGAGGUGGAGGAGGCGGUGUUGGGGGAAUGCUGCCGAGAGAUGGACGCGUCGUUCGCCGACCACGGCUACGUCGUCUCACGGAGGACCAACUCCAUCGGACCACUGGAGCUUUGUAUUGUGGAGAGAGGGACCUUCCGGAAAAUUCUGGAACAUUUUAUAGGGAAUGGGGCGGCUCUGAGCCAAUUCAAGACGCCUAGGUGUACAAGUGAUAAGGUGCUGUUGAGAAUUCUUGAUCUUUGCACAAUUAAGAGGUUCUAUAGUAUUUAAUACUUAUAACUCUUACCACUUAUUAGCCCUAUAUAUUACACUUGCAAAUGUGAAUGUAAGGGUGUUUGUGGUGUGGUUUGGUUCGGAUUUUAAUAUUUGUUAAACCAAUCUAAUUUAAUCAAUUAAUAAAAUUUUU